This is a messenger RNA of Mycena citricolor, 2545 nucleotides long. Lineage: Eukaryota; Fungi; Basidiomycota; Agaricomycetes; Agaricales; Mycenaceae. The record is from the annotation of a GenBank genome assembly.
CACUUUUAAGCCCCCUGUGUAUGCGAGAAAAAUCUGAUUCGGAGCUCUUCAGAGUAGAUGUUCCCGUUGAGAAAAUCUCGCGCGUUUCCUCAAAUAGAGUGGGACUUUACGCAAUGAAACACGUCACCUGAUCGCGUUUGGCACCACGUCACGCGUUCAAUUAGUGCUAUUCUUGGCACAUCUGAUCUCAACUCUUCUCCAACGGUCAACAGAUUUAAGUAUGGCGUCUUGCCUCGCUUCCUUAUACCCCUUCUCUCGCGCCACCAACAUCUCUGAAGACGACAUGCCGCUUCCUGAAAAGCCCAUCGAGAACAUCCACCCGGAAAACAACACCCUUCCUCAUCUCACCUCCGACCAGGCUGCAGAGGGGCUUGUGGCUCUCGUCGACCAUAGUGCGAACCACACGGAUGUAUCCCAGGGGAUUCAUGCCAGCUCUCACACCAUCUUCUCCAUUCCGUGGAUUCACAAGCUCAUACCGGGUAUCGAGAAACUUGCCAAUGCCUAUCACAUUGGCAACUUCGUCGCCAUUCGGGGCUCGAAGGACCAGAUCUUCGAAGCCAUGCCCAUCUAUGCCAGAAUCGGGAUGCACCUCCUGUUCUACGGUAGCGGCCAGAUCAAGGUCCUUCACUGGCAGCACAUUGAGGAUCUUCUUCGGGAACAGUCAAUCAAGGAGGGCAAAGUAUAUGACAGCCCCGAGUCGACGGCUUCCAUCGCCUCCUUCGUGAAGACGUAUGAACUCAGCACUGACGAGUUGCUCGAGCCCGAUCUCUCCAAAUACAAGACCUUCAAUGAGUUCUUCUUUCGCAAACUCAAAUCUGACGCACGACCUGUUGUCCAUCCUGGGGACUCCUCGGCCUUCUGCAGCGCAGCAGACUGCCGCUUGACUGUUUAUCCUAGCAUUGAUCUGGCCAAAGAAUUCUGGGUCAAAGGUCGCCAGUUCACCGUUCCCAACUUGCUUGGCGUCGAGCCAAACUCCGAGAAGGCUAUCACCUUUGAAGGAUCCAGUCUGGCUAUCUUCCGUCUUGCACCAUCUGAUUACCACCGCUUCCACUCCCCGUUGGACGGUACCGUUGGGGAGACGGUGCACAUUCCCGGACAGUAUUACACCGUGAAUCCACAGGCGGUGAACGAACCCGGUUUCGAUGUGUUCACUGCCAACUCCCGUUCGGUUCUCUAUCUAACUCACAGCGGUACCGGCCUCCCCGUUGCUUUCGUUGCGAUUGGUGCGCUUCUGGUUGGAAGCAUCCGUUGGACGAAUGGCGGCGAGCCGGGAAAGACGAUCAAGCAAGGCGAAGAACUGGGGUAUUUUGCGUACGGCGGAAGCACCGUUGUGGUCCUUUUCCCCAAGGGCGUCAUUGCAUUCGACGAUGAUCUCGUUUCGAACUCCGCGGUCCCCGUCGAGACUCUGGUGAAGGUCGGGUGGUCCCUUGGAAAGACCCCAAGCAAAGCAUAAAUUCCGAUUAAGUUCGUAUGCGACGUCUACAUGUGGAUUUUCGCCUGGGGAUUCAGUGAAUAUCGUGCCUUCCUGAUAUACGUUAUACCCAUAUCUGUGUGCAUACCUUAUUGAUAAAUUGGAUCAUAAAUAUUUCUUAGCUUGGGAUCAAUGUGUCCUCCUCCACUCGGCCAGCAUCUCUACACUGAUCAUUUUAAGCCCCCAGCGAUCGGCGAACGCCCUGCAGUCGUCGCGGCGAGCCAUCGUCCCUUGCGCAUCGUCGUUCACGAGUUCGCACAGCACACCUGCGGGAGGCAGCUUCGUGAGCCGGCACAGAUCGACCCCGCUUUCCGUGUGGCCCUUUCGUGCCAAAACGCCGCCUUCCACCGCACGCAGGGGCACCAUGUGGCCCGGACGUGUAAAAUCCGCCGGGACGGAAGACGGAGAGGCGAGAGCCCGGGCGGUGCGGCUUCGGUCUCCCGCAGAGAUCCCGGUGGUCACUCCUGUACGCGCGUUCGGUAUGUGAGAGUAGAGCGCAUGGCGGGACACGCACCGUGUUUGUAGUCGACCGUGACCGUGUAUGCGGUACGAUGUCUCUCCUGGUUAUCCGGAACCAUCAUCGGGAUGUCGAGCUCCUUUAGUCUGUCCCCUGGGAGUGCGAUGCAGAUGUAGCCACUUGUUGCGAGCUCAGUACACCGAAUGCAUUCACACAUCGGCCAGUCAGAUGCGCACCUGGUGUGUUUGAUCAUCCAUGCCAUUUUUUCGGUCGUGCAGUGGGUCGCAGCAAUUAUGAGAUCGCCCUCGUUCUCUCGAUUCUCAUCAUCCAUGACCACCAGAAACUCUCCGGCCUCAAACGCCGCCAGAGCAUCCUCCAUAGCAUCGAAAGCGAAGGUCGUUCUCGGAGGGAUGCCGGCGGUUUCGACCGCUCUCCAUGGCUUGGUGGUUCCAUUUGACCCGGCAGUAUUUGCGACGACAGAAGGCAUGGAUGCUUGUUGUGCGUAAGUGUAGGAAUUUCAGAGUUCGGACGGGGCCUUUGCGGUGAUGAAGCCGAAUAUUUAAAUCAGAUGAAUCUACGGUCGAGGGGCGAUUGAUAACCGCUAUGUCAGGCGGCGG